CUCGAAUGUCAUGUUCACAAUUCUGACCGUUGGUUCGAAAGGGUGGUAGUUCGGGAUUGGAGAGUUUUCGUUGUUUCAUCAGAAUGUCGAAAGAAAACAAAAAUCCGUUGAUCGAAGAUGCACGUGAGACUCCUGAAUGGAUCAACAAAAAGUACUUCGAAUCGCUGUUGAGAAAGUGCAAGGACGAUCCAUCGAUUGAAGUUCUGUCGGUUCAAGUGAAAUACGCAUUGCCAAAAGGUGAAAACUACGCCAGUGUGAUCUAUCGGGCGCAAAUCGUGCAUCGUAGAAAGGAUCAACCAACAAAAACGUGUAGCUACAUAAUUAAGGGAAUUUCGGAGACUCCUCUAGCUAAGCAGAAACUUGGCGAAUACGAUGUACACCGGAAAGAGAUGGACGUCUACCAGUUGGUGAUUCCAGAGUUUCGGCGAUUGAUGAAAUCCGUUGGAGAUCGGUCAGAGCUGUACCCAAACCCUCUCUGUGUCGACCGAACGAACGAUGUGAUCAUUUUGAAUGACGUUACAAAGAAGGGUUACAUGAUGGUCGACCGGACUCAGGGAUUGGACGCAACGCAUACGAAAAUGUCUCUCAAAGCAAUGGCCAAACUGCAUGCUAGCUCCGUAAAACUGGCAGAAAUCUACCCAACUAUAUUCGACCGAUACACCACGGGAAUGUGGACUCGUAAGACGGACGCCUUUCACGGGUUCUUCCAGUCUACAUACGAUGCACUGGCGGAGGAAAUCUACACCUGGGAUCCGGAAUGGCACUACUACGCACACAAGUUGCGAAAUUUGCGGUCACACUUCAUGGAGCAAUCAUUACGUGUAUUCGACAACGAAUGCGAAGGAGACUUGCGCGUAUUCGUCCAUGGUGACUUGUGGAUCAACAACCUAAUGUUCAAGUACGACGCGAACGGCCACCCGAGCGACGUAUUGCUUCUGGAUUUUCAAUUUUGCUGCUAUGCAAGUCCUGCUAUCGAUCUGUUUUACUUUUUCUUUUCGUCCACUAAGGAUGAAAUUCGCCAGAAUAGUUUUGACGAAUACAUGCAGUACUAUCACUGCCACCUGGUGGACUACGCGAAGCGAUUAAACUGCACCACGCGAUUGCCAACAUUGCAUCAGUUCCAACGACAGCUUCUGAGGAAGAUGUUCUACGCAAUGUAUUCCAGUAUCGUGGCACUUCCCAUUCAUAUGAACCAAGAACCGGAUGCCGACUUCGACGCAUUGAUGGCAGGGGACGAACGAGCCAGGCAGUUCAAGAAGGCCAUCAUGACCAACAAAAAGUAUCAUAAGAUCAUCAAAGGUCUGCUGCCGACUUUUGAUCGGAAGGGUUUGCUGGAUAAGCUCGACUGAUGGCGACGUUGUUUUGUAGUUAUUGGUGGUGGAAUACUUGUAGUUUCGUUAUGUUUUUGAUAGUUUGCAUAGUGUAUAUAUUUAAGUAAACAAGUGAUUAUAUAAAGGAAGAUAGUAUUAAAUGAGUACAAAUCUCACGAAGUGUCAGUCAUAGUUCAUACUGAUGUACAUUGGUGUCUGCUUUCACCAAGGAUUCAAGUUUGAAACAUUAAUUUAGCUUUCCAAGAGUAUCUCUUUCUGUUAGAGGGCAGCUUUCUCAUAAAUCAUUGGCAUAUCAAUGUAUGAAACAAGGAUUGUUACUGGGGUUCACUCUUCGAACGUAUGGCAGAUUGGUUUAUGUAAAAAAAAUCCGUUCAAAUGCAUAGUAUGAAUAAAGCAUUACCUGAGAGAAUCUACAA
Messenger RNA from Aedes albopictus (Asian tiger mosquito), 1747 nucleotides. RefSeq lists its product as uncharacterized. The coding region runs from base 84 to 1349 and encodes 421 amino acids. The record is from RefSeq and is a predicted model, not a curated record. The transcript is spliced from 2 exons. Lineage: Eukaryota; Metazoa; Arthropoda; Insecta; Diptera; Culicidae.